Messenger RNA from Saccharomyces eubayanus, 969 nucleotides. It is a transcript of the gene AIM25, whose product is annotated as Aim25p. NCBI's taxonomy places the organism in Eukaryota, Fungi, Ascomycota, Saccharomycetes, Saccharomycetales, Saccharomycetaceae. Gene Ontology annotation, cellular component: plasma membrane. The transcript has a single exon. The record is from RefSeq and is a predicted model, not a curated record. Gene Ontology annotation, molecular function: phospholipid scramblase activity. The coding region runs from base 1 to 969 and encodes 322 amino acids. Gene Ontology annotation, biological process: plasma membrane phospholipid scrambling.
AUGCUCCCCAUCACACGGUCAUGUGUGAGGCAUUUCACUACGCUAAGCAAAACGCUUACAAAUUCCCCCGGUAGAAUUGUAAGAAAUGGUUCAUUUAGAAGGAUAAAUCGUGAAACGAAUUUAAGGAUAAAUACGCCACCUCUAUAUACAUUUAGUGGUAGUAGUAAUAACGAUACGAUAAAGGUACAUGACCCCAUAGCUACCACGAUUUUAAAUGAGCCCACUGUCAUCAUUGAAAGACAGAUUGAAUUUAUGAAUGUCUUCUUAGGAUUCGAGCAAGCCAAUAAAUAUGCCAUUUUGGAUGUAAAUGGGAACAAAAUUGCUUCAAUGAUGGAGAGAGAUUUCUCAAUAACGAAGGCUAUAAUGAGGCAGUUCUAUCGUCUACAUAGACCGUUCUUAGUGGACGUCUUCGAUAAUUGGGGGAACGUCAUAAUGACAAUCAAAAGGCCCUUUUCAUUUAUCAACUCUCAUAUCAAAACUAUCGUCCCACCAUCUGCGUAUGUUGAUAAUGGUAGUGGCACCACACAGUAUCACGAUGGCAAAGAUGGAACAGUGGUGGGGGAGACCAUCCAGAAUUGGCAUCUUUGGAGGCGCCGUUAUGAAUUAUUCCAGAAAGACGGGGCAGAGGGUUCUUCGUUUGACCAGUUUGGUAAGAUAGAUGCGCCAUUUUUAUCAUUCGAUUUCCCUGUGUUAGAUGCCAAUGGUAAGAUAAUGGCCAGUGUAGAUAGAAACUGGGUUGGGCUAGGUAGAGAAAUGUUCACGGAUACAGGUGUGUACGUUGUUAGAUUUGACUCGCAAAGAUGUUUCAAGGACAUCUAUCACGAUGAAAUGUUAAGUGAUCAAGUGCUGAGUUUGGAUCAAAGAGCAGUUUUAUUAGCAAACGCCGUCUCCAUUGAUUUCGAUUAUUUUUCAAGACAUUCCAGGCAGUCAGGAGGAUUUCUUCCAUUUGGUGGCGGUUACGACGAGUAG